UGGGAAAAGAUACCACAGAGGAACAAACUGGAACAAAAGCUGACAAAGAUGGUGCAGUAAUUUCUCUUGGGAGAUCAUCAACUCUAGCCAGGGGCGGACUGACAACUCAUGGGGCCCCGGGCAAUCAGGGAUCAUGGGACCCCUGUGUCCUUGCCCAAACUCAAAAAAGCCUAUGAAAAAAAGGUACCAGGGGCAUCUCAUGGGGCCCCCUACUGACCCCGGGCCCUCGGGCAGUGCCCGAGUUUCCAAAUGGUCAGUCCGCCCC
Molecule: messenger RNA, 265 nt
Organism: Staurois parvus
Lineage: Eukaryota; Metazoa; Chordata; Amphibia; Anura; Ranidae
Source: the annotation of a GenBank genome assembly